This is a messenger RNA of Zychaea mexicana, 1293 nucleotides long. RefSeq names its product Metallo-dependent phosphatase-like protein. Gene Ontology annotation, molecular function: metal ion binding; acid phosphatase activity. The record is from RefSeq and is a predicted model, not a curated record. The transcript is spliced from 4 exons. Bases 1 to 1293 code for a protein of 430 amino acids. Lineage: Eukaryota; Fungi; Mucoromycota; Mucoromycetes; Mucorales; Lichtheimiaceae.
AUGGCAGGGAACUGGAAUCGAACAUACGAACAUGUCGAGCCACAACAAGUUCAUUUGACGUGGCUUUCUGAAGGCAGUGCCAUUCGAGUCCAGUUUGUGACCACCGAUAAGAUUGACCAGGCCCAAUUGGUCUAUUGGCCUGUUCAUAAGAAGACCAAGCGAAAUACCGAGAUAAUUACCGUGUCAGGCGACGAGUGCACCCCAUUUGUGGAUGGCGGUGCUGCCAAACGACUUAUGCACAUUCACAGCUUGAAAUCCAACGACUUGUCCAAAGGAACAGUGUAUGAGUACAAAGUCGGAUCAAUACAUAAUGGCACAACAACUGUCUGGUCGCCGGUCUACCAAUUUCAUACACCCGAUACGACGCCGGAAUUCAAGUUUGUUGCCGCAGCUGACAUGGGCGUCGUAAACGCUGUGUCCAUGCCAAUAUUGAAGACUAUUGCCAAAGAACAAAAGUACGACUUUAUGACGUUCAUGGGUGACCAAGCGUAUGAUUUGGCCGAUAUGAAUGGCACCAAGGGUGACGAAUACAUGAAUUUUGCACAGGACGUAUAUGCCCGUCUACCGCUCAUGACGACACCCGGCAACCACGAGUCUGCAUACAACUUUUCACACUAUCUCAAUCGAUUCAGCCAUUUGCCCUAUCAAGAGUCCGCAUCGCCGUCGCCGUUACUCUAUUCGUUGGAUUACAAGUCAUUACAUCUGGUAUCAAUAUCAACCGAGGCAUUCUUUGAACAAGACGGCACGGAAGUAGACCAGGUGCAUACGCUUGUUAACUGGUUGGAACAAGAUCUUGACAAGCACCAACAAAAAUGGGUGGUUGUCAUUGGGCACCGGCCCCUCUAUUGCUCGCCUGCGGAUGAUAAAGAUUGUACCUACAAAGCCGAUACGUUGCGUAAUGGGAUCGUAUCCAAGCAAGAUAACAAGACUCGAUUGACACCAGGUUUGGAAGAAGUCUUUGUCAAGCAUAAAAUUGACUUGUACCUAUGUGGACAUCGGCAUAAUUACGAACGGAGCUAUCCUAUGGCAAACAACCAGGCACUUAGCAAAGUAUACCACAACCCACCCUCCUUCUACCAGGUAAUUAGCGGGAACGCAGGCAAUUUCGACGGCCCCGACCCUGUGGAUGAGGCAGCGCCCCGAGCAGAUUGGUCUGCGGUGCUCUACCGUGGCUAUGGAUUCACAACGGUAGAAGUCGCUCCAGAGGCUUUGGAGUUGGUGCACUGGGAGUCGAAGCAGGACGGUACUAUUGGUCGAGAAAUUGAUCGAGUACGACUGACCAAAGACGCGUAG